Molecule: messenger RNA, 5178 nt
Organism: Vicia villosa (hairy vetch)
Lineage: Eukaryota; Viridiplantae; Streptophyta; Magnoliopsida; Fabales; Fabaceae
Exons: 7
Coding region: 1-5178 (1725 amino acids)
Biological process (GO): telomere maintenance; DNA repair
Molecular function (GO): DNA helicase activity
Source: RefSeq, a predicted model, not a curated record
AUGGCAAGACAUAGAAGGAAGAAACUUCUCAAUGAAAGAAGAACUAAAAGGAACAAACUUGAUGAAAACAACAUGAACUGCGAUUUAUCUUUCAAUAGGUUUGUUCCUCCAUCUACAAUACAUGUUAGAACACCACUAUCUAAUAUCACUUCUGCAAUGAUGAAUGAGAGAAACCAGAAUUCUAAUGUAAAACCAAAUGGUUCUGUUAUUUCAACUGUACAAAGAUUGAACAUUGGUUUGAAUCAGUGUGUGUCGUCAGUUAUCUUUAGGCAAUUUGGUAUGGAGAACCAAAAUUAUUCUGCUUCAUCAAACACUAAAGGAGCAACACCAACAUCUGCAUCUGGCAGCUCUAAGUGCUCCAUCUCUCUUGAUGCUUUAUCCCCAGAACAUAAUGCUGCCUCAGCACGUCAGAAAAGGAAGAGAAUAAUCCAACAAAAGAUGUCACUGAGAGGCAAACAUCAACACAAUAUUGUUAACCAGAGUGGUGGAAAAGCUAUGUGCAAUUCUCCACACAGUUUCAUUAUAAAUACGCCUGUAAGUGGUGUAACCUCCUCCUCAUUUCCUAAUAAAAUGCACAACCAUCUCAAUGCACAACCAAUUGCUGAAUCAGUUUCAUCUAAAAAACAAUUGAAUGUUGAUGUUAUACGAUCUAUGACUGCCAAUCUAUUCAAAACUUUUUCAAACCUUGAUCAUAACAUUGCCUCUUCAUCCACAAGCAAUGUACUUGAUCAUAACAUUGCCUCUUCAUUCACAAGCAAUGUAGGUAGUAAUACAAAUCCUAACAUUGAAGGUGAUGAAUCAUUUGAAGAAGAUUCAGCUGAAGAAUCACUUACCGAUAGUUCGUGCGAGUUCAUAAACGAAAAUGCAGACUAUGACACUACUUCAAGUGUUGAUGAUGAUGAAGACUAUGAUCAAAAUUCCACGCCGGUGAAUUGUCCCAACACUGGUUAUUCAGAUAUUGGUGAUCCUUCAAUUGAAUGCGUACAUUGUGGAGCACUUAUGUGGUAUCAAGAGAAGACAGACAAAAGAAAACAUAGUGCAGUCCCUAAGUUCCAAUUAUGCUGUGGAAAUGGUAAAGUCGUGUUACCACUUUUGAAACAACCACCACCAUUACUCAAGCAUCUAUUGUUUGAUAACAAUAGUACAGAGUGUCAAAAUUAUCAACAAUUUUGUAGAUUGUACAACAUUAUGUUUGCCUUUACGUCUCCUGGAAUGAAGUUUGACAAUAGAUUCCAAACGGGACGAGGACCCCCAAACAUACGAGUUCAUGGACAAUCUUGCCAUAGAAUUGGGAGCAUGAUUCCUUUGCCUGGAGAAUCACCAAAGUUCGCUCAACUGUAUAUUUAUGACACUGCCAAUGAGCUUCAACAUAGAAUAAAAGUAACCGGUAACAAUAGCAAUAUAAAUCCAGAGACGGUUAGUCGAUUGAAACUUAUGCUGGAUGAGUUCAACACACACGCUAAAUCUUUUAGAAUGGCAGCAGAUAGAUUGAAGGAUUGUCCUGUACCUGAUCUCAAAUUGAAGUUAAUAGCUGAUAGAACAAAAGAUGGAAGAAUAUACAACCAACCAACUGUUUCGGAGGUUGCUGCACUUAUUGUUGGUGAUGUUGAUACAGGUUCUAAAAGGGAUAUUAUUCUUGAGAGACAGAGCGGAAGGCUGAAAAGAAUAAGUGAGUUUCAUCCAAGUUAUCUUGCAUUACAAUAUCCAUUAUUGUUUCCAUAUGGGGAAGAUGGUUUUAGACUUGGUGUGCUACAUAAGGAAACACGUGGAAAGAAGUUUAAGAAAAAUAAGCUUACCAUUAGAGAAUGGCUUACUUUUAGAAUUCAAACUAGACAUCUUGAAGCACAUACACUUUUGAGGUCAAGGAGGUUGUUUCAGCAAUUUUUGGUUGAUGGAUUUACUAUGAUGGAGUCCCAACGGUUGAAUUAUAUCCGCAAGCAUCAGAAAAAACUUAGAGUUUCUAAGUACUGCAAUUUGACAGGUCCCGAACAACAAUCAAACAUUGAAGGAGCAAACAAAGGAAAAAGAGUGGUUUUACCGUCAACUUAUGUUGGAAGUCGAAGAUACAUGGAACAACUAUAUUUUGAUGGGAUGGCAAUUUGUAGCCAUAUCGGGUUUCCUGACCUUUUUAUCACAUUUACUUGCAAUCCAAAUUGGCCUGAAGUCCAAAGGUUACUUAACAAAAUUCAUUUGCAACCUCAUGAUCGUCCAGAUAUCAUCUCCAGAGUAUUUAAAGUUAAGUUAGAUGAGUUGUUGUGUGAUCUGACCAAAAAGCAUGUGUUAGGGAGAGUUGUUGCAUAUAUAUACACAAUCGAGUUCCAAAAGCGGGGUUUGCCACAUGCACAUAUUCUGCUGUUCAUGCAUCAGUCGAGCAAAUAUCCCACACCAGAUGACAUAAACAAAAUCAUUUCAGCAGAGAUACCAUCCGAAGAAGAUGAUAGGCAAUUGUAUCAUAUGGUCAAGACACAUAUGAUUCAUGGGCCAUGUGGUUUAGCAAACCAAUAUUCACCUUGCAUGAAAGAUGGGAAGUGCUCUAAAUUUUUCCCCAAAAAAUAUCAGCCUCAAACCAUAGUUGAUCAGGACGGAUAUCCUGUAUAUAGAAGAAGGGAAACUGGAAAUACAGUGAUGAAGAAGAAAGUUGUUCUCGAUAACAGGUUUGUCGUUCCUUAUAAUCCAUAUUUGCUGAAGAAAUUUCAGGCUCAUAUAAAUAUGGAGUGGUGUAAUCAAAGUACUUCAGUUAAGUAUCUAUUCAAGUAUAUUAACAAGGGGUAUGAUAGAAUUACCGCUGCUGUUGUUGAAACUGAUGCAGAUGGAACUUCUCUUAUUAGAAAUGUUGAUGAGAUCAAGCAAUAUCUUGAUUGUAGAUACGUUUCACCGAGCGAAGCAUGUUGGAGGAUCUUUUCAUUUCCUAUUCAUGGUAGAUCUCCUGCAGUUGAAAGAUUGUAUUUUCAUCUUGAGGGCGACAAUUCGGUAUACUAUACUGAUUAUGAACUGAUAGAUGAAGUGCUUGAAAAACCAAGUGUAAAAGAAUCUAUGUUUACCGCUUGGAUGGAAGCAAACAAGACAUAUGCAGAGGCAAGGAAUUUGACAUACUCUAAUUUUCUGACCAAGUUUGUUUACGAUAAAAGAUACCGACGCUGGAAACCACGUAAAAGAGGCCAUACAAUUGGAAGAUUAAUUUGGGUUCCUCCAAGUACCGGUGAGCUGUAUUACCUAAGAAUGAUGCUGACAGUUAUCAAGGGACCAACAUGCUAUGAGGAUAUAAAAAAAGUGGGUGGAAUUGUUCGGGAUAGUUUUAGGGAUGCAUGUUUUGAAAUGGGAUUUCUAAGUGAUGACAAGGAAUAUGUUGCAGCCAUAAACGAGGCGAAGGAUUGGGGUUCAGGACAUUUUUUGAGAAAGUUGUUUGUUACUAUGCUUCUAUCUGGUACAAUGAACAGACCAAGGCAUGUUUGGGAAAAAACUUGGCGAACUUUAUCUGACGGGAUUCUUUAUCAGCAAAGACAACUGACAAAAAGAAGAGAUAUGCAGCUGACAGACAAUGAGUUGAAAAACUUGACUCUAAUCGAGAUUGAAAAUAUGAUGCAAUCCAAUCGAAGAAGUUUGCAUGAAUUUAAAGAUAUGCCUUAUCCAAAUUCAUAUGUCACACGUCAUGUUGGCAAUAGACUUAUUUAUGAUGAACAAGAUUAUGAUGUCGAUAAAGAACGACAGAAUUUUGACAACCUCUUUCUCGCUCUUACAGAUGAACAACGUUUAAUCUUUGAUACAAUCAUGGAAGCUGUCAACAAACAAAAAGGAGGUGUGUUUUUUUUACAUGGUUAUGGAGGAACCGGUAAAACUUUCAUGUGGAAAACCCUAUCAAGUGCACUUCGCUCGCAGAAAAAAAUUGUUCUUGCCGUUGCUUCAAGUGGAAUAGCUUCGUUAUUAUUGCCGGGUGGAAGAACUGCUCAUUCAAAGUUCAAAAUACCCGUUCCAACACUUGACAACUCUACUUGCAAUAUUGACAAAGACACCGAACAUUCACAGUUAUUUGAAGCAACUGAUGUAAUAAUAUGGGAUGAAGCACCUAUGUCUCAUAAGAAUUGCUUUGAGGCAUUGGAUAAAACCCUUAAGGAUGUCAUGGCUAAAAAGGGUCUUGGGAAUACAAUCUUUGGUGGGAAAGUUGUUGUUUUUGGAGGAGAUUUCAGACAGAUUCUUCCGGUUGUUCCAAGAGCAGGACGUUCUGAUAUUGUUCAUGCAUCGAUAUGCUCAUCUUAUGUGUGGGACUACUGUCAUGUUCUAACACUAACAAAAAAUAUGAGACUUCAACAAGGAAGAGAUAAUACAAGUUCUAAUGAAUUAGUGGAAUUCUCAAAAUGGAUCUUAAAUGUUGGUGAUGGUAAGAUAUCUGAACCAAAUGAUGGUUUGGUUGAUAUAGAAAUUCCUCAAGAUCUAUUAAUAACCAAUUUUGAAGAUCCUAUACAAGCUAUUGUUGAAAGCACGUAUCCUAAUUUGUUGGAAAAUUACCAAGAUGUUACAUAUUUGCAAGGAAAAGCAAUUCUUGCCUCAACCAUUGAAGUUGUGGACAAAAUCAAUCAUUAUAUAUUGGACCUAAUACAAGGAGAAGAGAAAGAGUAUCUGAGUUUCGAUUCAAUUGAUAGAAGUGAUACAAGUUAUACUGAAGCGUAUGAAGUUCUAACUCCAGAAUUCCUUAGUAAACUAAGAACAUCAGGACUUCCAAAUCAUAGGAUCAAAUUGAAGGUUGGCACCCCUAUUAUGCUAAUGAGGAAUUUGGACCAAGCUGAUGGAUUAUGCAAUGGAACAAGGUUAAUUGUCACAAGGUUAGCAAAUCAUGUCAUUGAGGCAAGAAUUAUGUCUGGAAAGAACAUAGGUAAUCUUUUUUAUAUUCCUCGAAUGUCUAUGUCACCUUCUGAUUCACCGUGGCCCUUUAAGUUGAUUAGGAGACAAUUUCCGAUAAUUGUAUCUUAUGCAAUGACAAUUAAUAAAUCCCAAGGCCAGUCCCUUGAUCGUGUCGGAUUGUAUUUGCCUACUCCUGUUUUUAGUCAUGGACAGUUGUAUGUUGCAAUUUCAAGAGUUACAUCCAAAAGUGGUCUUAAAAUCUUAAUACAUGACAAGGACAAUGCAACGUGUUCAACCACUACGAAUGUUGUAUACAAGGAAGUUUUUCAAGCACUUUGUUAA